Polistes dominula (European paper wasp) is the source of this 2197-nucleotide messenger RNA. RefSeq names its product sentrin-specific protease 1. Gene Ontology annotation, molecular function: deSUMOylase activity. Lineage: Eukaryota; Metazoa; Arthropoda; Insecta; Hymenoptera; Vespidae. Gene Ontology annotation, cellular component: nucleus. Gene Ontology annotation, biological process: protein desumoylation; proteolysis. The record is from RefSeq and is a predicted model, not a curated record.
UUUUACGUAAAGAAAAAAGAUUAAUAAGAAUUAUUUAAUUUAUCGAGGUGGCGCGCAAAAGUUCCAUAUUAUUUCGAUACCUUAAGAAUUGUCAAUCUUUUGAAUCGCUUGAUAUAAUCGAUGACUUAACUGUGGAAUUACAGUUUAUGUUCAAAAUAUUGUACGUGUGAAAUUACAUGUUUAGAUACGAAUUGUGUAAUUUUUUUGUCUUCCUCGUGUUUUUCAAAAUAAAAGGUUAUUGUUAAAUACGAUUAUUCAGGUUUUCAUUGCAAGCCUCAUUAAAAGGAUACUUAAUUAUGGAGAUAUCCAAAUUUAACAUAAACAAUGUCUUAAACUAUAUAUGCGCCGUACAAGUAUAAUAUAAAUACUAUAUAUAACUACGAGAUUUAAAAACAGAAAUUCAAUAGAGCAUACUUAAUGGACAUAGCGAAUGAACUUACCCAAAUUUUCUAUAUGUCACAUUGGCUUUUUCUCUAUAAUCAUGAUAAUGUUUGAGUUUCUAAAAAAGCUAUUCGGAUGGGCAGAUGAAGGAUCAAGGAAGCGUAAAGCCAGUGAUUCUUACAACUGUGAAAAGGAGUAUAUAUUACCUAAGAAGCAAUGCUGUGGUCAUAAUAAAAUUCUCAACAUAAAGGAUUUUUUUGAAAGUGAUGAUAGUGAAAAUGAUGAUGUUGAAUUUCUGACGGAAACGAAAUAUUCAAAAAAUUCAUCCAGUAGACUAAAUGGUACUCAUAGUAAGAAAUGUUACUCAUCUUAUGAGAAUUUACCUUCUACUUCCAUUUCUAAAUCUCCUUUUUCUACAUCUAAUUGCAAUAAAGUAAACAUGUUAUAUUUUGCAAGUAAAGAAAACAAAGUAGGUAAAAUGAACAUGGACAAAUGUUCUACACUUAUGAAUACUAAUCAAUUAAAGCAAAAAAAUCAGUAUGGGGAAUUGCUGCAAAAUUUUCUUCCACAUAGGAAAUUGAAUGCAGUGCAAAGAAUGUCGGACGAAUGUCAACCUAAACAAAAAUGUGAUAAAGUUAUUGAAAUAGACAAGAUUAUUAAAUCAAGCUCAUAUAAACCACAAGUUAAGUCCAAUACUUCAUCACCCGCUUGCUGUUCAAGAUUGUCAUCAACAAAUACAGCAACGAAAGAAAACGAGAGAAUAGUUCCUAUAAUGAAAACAAAUAAUGCAGAAGAUUCUCUUCAAUCAACUCCCAAGGAGAUAGAAAUUAUCAAAGUUAUUAAACGUACAGUUGCAAAGCCUAUACAAAAUAAUUAUAUUGAAACUAUAGCAACCAAUUCGUUACGUGAUAAACUGGCAGCUAAAUUUGUAACGAGGGAAGAUUUUGUUCCGCAAGUAGAACAACGCUAUAAUGAACGUAUUGAACAACGUAAUAAAGAAGCUAGAGAGCUCAAAAAGAUGACGUGCGCCUUAUCAAAACAAAAUCAAUUAGCGCUAGAAACAGCUUUGGAAGAAAGAUUAGCACGUUCUAUGAGAUUAUGCGAAGUGGUAUUAGAUGAAACGGAGGAACCAGAAGAACCACCAUUACCUACUCUUACGGAUGAAAUGUUGAAAGAAGUUAAAAAUGCUUUUGUACCUAAACCACCUGACGAAGUUUUAAUAGAAGCUCAUGGAUUGAGGAUAACAAGAAAAGAUAUUAAUACUUUAGCAGAUUUAAAUUGGUUAAAUGACGAAGUCAUUAAUUUUUACAUGAAUUUAUUAAUUGAUAGAGCUACAAACGACAAAUUUCCUAAAAUUCAUGCAAUGAAUACAUUCUUUUAUCCAAAAUUACUUUCUGGUGGACAUUCAUCUCUAAAGCGAUGGACAAGAAAAAUCGACAUAUUUGCCCAAGACAUUAUAGUUGUUCCUAUACAUUUAGGUAUCCACUGGUGUAUGUCAAUAAUUGAUUUUAGAGAUAAGUCUAUAUGUUAUUACGAUAGUAUGGGUAGCAGUAAUCCUAAGUGUUUGUCAGCAUUACGACAGUAUCUCGAAGAAGAAAGUAUGGAUAAAAAGAAAAAAUCAUUUGAUACAAGUGAUUGGAAAUUAAUAUCCGCUAAGAACAUUCCACAACAAAUGAAUGGAAGUGAUUGUGGUGUAUUUUCUUGUAUGUUUGCAGAAUAUAUAUGUGCAAAUAGAAAAAUAACAUUUACUCAAGAGGAUAUGCCGUAUUUUAGAAAUAAAAUGGCUUAUGAAAUUUUGAAAAACAAACUUCUGUAA